CGCAGUACCUUCCUGGGUUGUUAUGGUUCCUCACGUGUGUGAAUGUAUACCCAAACCUGUCUUUAGUCGCUCCACACCUCGACCAACCUCAAUUAUCCGUUUUUUUUAUUUAAUUUUAUUAUAUUUAUAGUAUAGUUACUGCUGCUGCGACGAAGUGACAAGCGUGUCAGACGAAGGCUGAAGUCGGGGAAGAAGCUCGCGUUAGCUUUAGCAUAGCAUCAUGGCUUCUGUGGUGAAAUUGAUUGCUGGCAGCUACGAGCAAAUAGCUUUCGGCUACAAUGUUCAAACUGACGACAAUGAGUGGACCGCCGAGGCCGACUUCACACACCAUGCACACACCGCAUCCCUUUCGGUGGUGGCGGCCAGCGAGAAGUUUGUUGUCACGGGCAGCAAAGAUGAGACCAUACAGCUGUACGACAUGAAGAAGAAACUGGAACACGGCGUUUUGCAGCAUCACAACGGCUCCAUCACCUGUCUGGAGUUCUAUGCGUCAUAUUUAAUAAGCGGAGGAGAGGAUGGACUGAUGUGUGUCUGGAGCAUAAAGAAGUGGGAGUGCCUCAAGUCCAUCAAAGCCCACAAAGGCCAAGUCACGUCGCUUUCUGUGCAUCCGUCUGGGAAACUUGCCUUGUCAGUAGGCACGGAUAAGACCCUCAGAACGUGGAAUCUAAUGACCGGAAGAUCUGCCUUCAUCAAGAACAUAAAACAGAACGCACACAUCGUGCGGUGGUCUCCAGACGGGAGAAAAUACGUGGUGGUCAUCAUCAACCAGCUGGACCUUUAUGACUUGGAGACAGCUUUGGUGACCAAGACGCUGAAGAACCCCAAGAGGAUUUCAUCUGUCAAGUUCUUAAACAAUACAAUUCUGGUGGUUGCGGGCGAUGAUGAAAUAGUGAGACUGUGUGAUGUUGACAAGCAGGAAUGGAUGUGUGAGUUCAAGGCUCAUGAAACCAGGGUGAAAGCGGUGGAGAGCUUCAAAAUGGACGACCACUGCGUGAUUGUCACGGCUUCCAACGACGGAUUCAUCAAAAUGUGGAAGCUGCGCCUGAAUGAGGAGCUCGAAUGUCCCACCCUCCUGGGGGAAGUGAACACCACAGCCAGGCUGACUUGUUUGGCUGUGUGGAAGCCUCAAACAGUGAAGCCAACCAAAGAAGAAGAAACCAACAUAGCACCAACAUCAUCAAAAGAAGACGUUCAGAAGCUCCUAAAGACCAAGAAAGUCCGCAUUGCCCCAGAGGAAGUCAUUCUGGAAGAUGAAAGCAAGCCUAAAAAUAAAAAGAGAAAGGUCGGUGGAAAAUUGCAAAAAGCAGAGUAAAAAGUGUUAUUAAAACAAAAAAAAUCUAUGGGAUGAUAGUAGAAAAACUGACCUAAAAGCGUCCAAUAAAAGAUGAAUUGCAGAAGAAUGAAAAUGUGUCCAAACAUGUACACUUACUGUUGCCUGUGCUGGAAUUUCAAUGACAAAUACACCACAGGGUGGCGCUGUUAUUAAACCCCCAAAAUUGGACGGACUUGAAAUUUCUCACAUGGGCACACAAAAACACCUGCAGUAAUUUAAGGUCGCAGUGUUUGGUACACAGCUUUAGACUGUGUUUGCAAUUUCAGAAAGGUUGGUUUAAAAAAACAUAUUUUAAUGCAUUUUGUGUAUUAAAGAUUUGUGUUAUAGGUAACAGAGCAACUUUGUGCUAAAUCUAAUAAUCAUUUUAUUCAACGCUUUGUAAUCCAGGAUAUGAUCUAGCAGUUUUACACACUUUUGUGUUUGCCUUUUUAUAUUUCACCUUAAAAACUGUUCACCUUACCUUGGUGGAGAUUUUGUGUGGUACAUUCUGACCUGUGUGCUUGUACAUUGUCUUGUUUUGAAAAUAAAUGUUUUUAUCCACCCCAAGAAAGCUGAAUCUACUAACA
Molecule: messenger RNA, 1899 nt
Organism: Nerophis lumbriciformis (worm pipefish)
Lineage: Eukaryota; Metazoa; Chordata; Actinopteri; Syngnathiformes; Syngnathidae
Gene: pak1ip1
Product: PAK1 interacting protein 1
Molecular function (GO): protein binding
Source: RefSeq, a predicted model, not a curated record